AUGCUUACCCUACCUGAACAUGGGUCGGAAACCCAGGAGAAGUUCGACACAUGUCACGACAUUGAAUCCAUGAAGUCCAUGCAGAGUUUCAUGCAGAUGAAUUCGUCGCAGAGCAUUGCCUCAUUCAGCCAUGCUCGUCAUGAUUCCGACCGUACCCUCAUCCCAGACCACAGCCGCCAGUGCCUUACAGCCGAUACGACCAAGACCAAGGAAGAGCACCCGGAAAGUAAAAUCGCAGAGGAAUCGAGCACCUACCUUGAAGGGUGGUCACUGUUUCUCCUCUCCGUGGCUAUUUGUCUCGCUGUCUUCAUCAUCUCGAUAGACCGAACGGUCAUCACUACGGCCAUCCCCUACAUCACGGAAGAGUUCCAGUCUACCAGCGAUAUUGGAUGGUACGGCUCCACGUACCUCAUCACUGCCUCAGUAUUCCAGCCCGUCUAUGGUCGGGUGUACACGAUGUUUUCCGCCAAAUGGUCCUAUCUCGCGUCCAUUGCCGUGUUCGAGAUCGGCUCCCUCAUUUGCGGAGUUGCUCCCAACUCGACGACUCUCAUCAUCGGGAGAGCAAUUGCAGGCUUUGGAAGUGCCGGCAUACUGACUGGAAGUUUCGUUGUCGUUGCCUUUACUGUCCCUCUCCAGAAACGACCCAUCUACACGGCUGUUGUCGGAGUCAUGUUCGGUGUUGGUGCUACUGUUGGCCCUCUAUUUGGUGGAAUUUUCACAGACUUCCUGGUCUGGCGGUGGUGCUUUUACAUCAACCUUCCAUGCGGGGCGCUCACCAUCAUCGCGUUCUUCAUCUGCUAUCGUUCGAAAAAUGAGCGCUCAUGCGACAAGCCUCUGAAAGAGAAGAUACUGUCUCUUGACCUCGUUGGCAACGCCAUGAUAUUGGGUGCCGCUGUGAUGCUGUUCUAUGCCUCGGAGGAAGCUAACAUGGGAGCGGCAUGGGACUCUCCUCUGAUCAUCGGCCUCUUCACCGGAUCUGGUGUCACCGCAAUCCUCUUUGGUGUUUGGCUCUGGUACAGACAGGACGAUGCCCUUAUCCCGCCCUCCAUCAUAUGUCGGAGGACCGUGGCAGCUGCCGCUGGAAUGGCUUUCUUUGUCUACGGCGCACUCUUGCUACAGUCGUACUUCCUCCCGGUGUGGUUCCAAGGAGUUCUUGGAAAGAGUGCCCUCAUAUCUGGUGUUGACAUGAUUCCCUACUUCGUCAUCAACGCCGUUUUCUCCGUCAUUGCUGGAGUUUUCGUCUCUGCGGUGGGGUACUAUGUGCCUCCCUGUCUGGUGGGAAAUGCGAUCGCAACGGUUGGCUGUGGACUUCUCACACUGUUGUCCCCCGAGACGACCACGGCCCAAUGGGCUGGCUUCCAAGUCCUCGUGGCGGCUGGUUUCGGGCUGUCUAUCCAGCAAGGCUUCACAGCAGUCCAGACAGUUCUAUCGGAGGAAGAAAUGGCUAUUGGAACUGCUGUAGUCGUGGCAUGCCAGUCCCUUGGAGGGUCUAUCUUCAUCUCUGUCGGCAAUACCAUCUUCCAGAGUCACCUGCUUAGCGAGGCCACUCUGUCGAAGUUCCCAGACGUCGAUAUCAAGGCUGUUUUUACGCGCGGUGCUACAGCCUUCCGCGAGUUCGUGCCCAAGGAUACCUUGCCUGAAUUCGUUGAAGAGUACAAUGAAGCGCUGAGCACUAUGACUUUCCGCUCUAUGCUUCGCCGAGGCGUGGCCGCGACAAAUGCUCCCGACAUGACCAAUGAGGUAGCCCAAGGCAAAAACGAGAAUACUGCCCGCUCCCCCCAAGAUCCGGCCGAACUUGGUGAUAUGAAAGAGGCGUUCGAGGACAUCGUCAGCCCAGACGCACAGCGCGGUGUGCAAGAUGUCGAGGCCGUAACAGCCACCUGGUCGAGAGGCUCUCUCGUAGCAGUCUUCAUCUUGAUGUUCCUGCUGUACUUUGUCAAUGCCAUGCAGUCCACCAUUCUCGGUAGUCUGGUGGCUUUCGUCACGAGCGACUUUGAGACGCAUUCCCUGCUCACAGUCAUUUACAUUGUUGCAAACGCCAUGGCAGCGGCCGUGUACAUACCCAUGGCCAAAAUGCUUGACGUUUGGGGCCGCGGUGAAGGGUUCCUGGUCAUGGUUGCCUUUGCUACGCUAGGCUUGGUUCUGAUGGCCACUUCCCACGGCCUCUCUACUUUCUGUGCUGCAGAGGUCUUCUACUCGAUCGGCUUCGGCGGCAUGACCUACAGUAUCGACGUCAUCACUGCCGACACCUCCCAGCUGAAGAACCGUGCACUUGCUUUUGCCUUCACCUCUUCACCAUACAUGAUCACUGCUUUUGCCGGUCCCAAGGCUGCAGAGGGAUUUUACAACGAUAUCAACUGGCGGUGGGGGUUCGGAGCAUUCGCUAUAAUCCUCCCCUUUGUAGCCGCACCCUUAUUCAUCCUCCUCAAACUCCACCUUCACAGGGCCGAGAAACAGAAACUCGUCGUAAGGGAGAGAAGCGGCCGGACACUUCUGCAGAAUAUAUGGCACUAUGCUCUCGAGUUCGAUGCUCUUGGCGUUGUGCUAUUUUCUUCCGGCUUCACCGUCUUCCUCCUUCCAUUCACACUCGCCGAUUCGGCCCCGAACGGCUGGUCCUCGGGAUACAUUAUUGCUAUGAUCGUCGUCGGGUUUGUCGUUCUCGUGAUCUUCGGGCUGUAUGAGACAUUCCUGGCACCUGUCCCUUUCAUUGAUGCCAGACUCCUUGUCGACAGGACCGUCGUUGGCGCAUGCCUGCUGGACAUUACGUACCAGGUUUCCUACUACUGCUGGAACAGCUAUUUUACUUCCUUCCUUCAAGUUGUCAACAACCUCAGCCUCGCGGAAGCCGGAUAUGUUAGCAACACCUUUGAUGUCGUAUCGGGUGUACUGCUACUCAUAGUUGGUUUCGGCAUCCGGAAGACUGGCUAUUUCAAAUGGCUGCUAUACAUUGCAGUUCCCCUGUACAUUCUUGCUCAAGGCCUGAUGAUUCACUUCAGGCAGCCGACCCAAGACAUCGGAUACGUUGUCAUGUGCCAGAUAUUCAUCGCCAUGGGCGGCAGCAUUUUCAUACUGUGCGAGCAAGUCGCUAUUCUGGCAGCAGCAGAUCACAAGAACGUUGCCGCGGUGCUUGCUCUACUGAACGUGGCUGGCAACCUUGGCGGUGCAAUCGGCAACACCAUCUCGGGUGCGAUUUGGACCAAUACUUUUGAAAAUGCUCUCCGGCGCUACCUUCCCGAAACAUCCCAGUCAGACGUGGAUGCCAUUUAUGAGGAUCUUACCAAGCAGCUAAGCUAUGAGAUGGGCAGUCCCGAGAGGUUGGGCAUCCAGAGGGCGUAUGGUUACUCACAGACGAGGAUGCUGGCAGCUGGAACUGGCAUCAUGGCUCUGACGUUUGUCGCUGUUCUUCUGAUUAGAAACCUCGAUCUGAGGAGGAUCAGGCAAACAAAAGGCAUGGUGUUUUAG
Geosmithia morbida is the source of this 3462-nucleotide messenger RNA. Its product is annotated as Major Facilitator Superfamily. Gene Ontology annotation, molecular function: transmembrane transporter activity. The record is from RefSeq and is a predicted model, not a curated record. Bases 1 to 3462 code for a protein of 1153 amino acids. Lineage: Eukaryota; Fungi; Ascomycota; Sordariomycetes; Hypocreales; Bionectriaceae. Gene Ontology annotation, biological process: transmembrane transport. The transcript is spliced from 8 exons.